Molecule: messenger RNA, 8362 nt
Organism: Ostrea edulis (European flat oyster)
Lineage: Eukaryota; Metazoa; Mollusca; Bivalvia; Ostreida; Ostreidae
Exons: 17
Coding region: 306-5417 (1703 amino acids)
Source: RefSeq, a predicted model, not a curated record
ACGCAAUUUCAAUUCUAAGGAAUGUACGAAUUCCAAUUUUAAAGUACACAAUUUCAAUUCUAAGGAAUGUACGACGUAGAAAAGGUUGCCGAUUCUAUAUUAAUACGGUGUUCCUCCCUACAGUGGGGCUUCAUUCUCUAUAGGAUGAGGAGAUUAUUCACUGUUCAUCAAUAUUUCAUUUCAUGACUUCCUUCUCUCAAAUAUAAAGUUACCGUCAUUGGAAUCUACUUUUUUUUAAAUAUGUGAUUUAACAAUGAUAUCUGGUGCGCAGUUAAAAUGAAUGUAUUUAAAUCUACCACAUAAACAUGGAGGGACGCUACAAACCAUCCUUUGACGAUCAAUUUUCGAGACAAAUUGUCCAAGAAAUGAAAGAGUUGCCAUUAUACACGUAUGAAGAUUCUUUCGACAAUGUUGGGAACUAUCCAUAUCGGAUGAUAUCUCAACCAGAUGAUGGCGCCUACAUAUCACAGAUAUUUACCAAUACCAUUGCAAGAGCGUCAGGAUAUUGGCUGGACCACCAGUUGAGAGUGAAGUACACUAAUGACAACCUCUCGGAAUUGGAACCUGACCCCGAGGAAGACUACGCCGAUACCUGCUGUGACAAGAAAGAACGUAAAACAAUUGUCUUGAUUACUCUGGGGAUUCUGUUCGUAGCUGUCGCGGGAGGAGCCUUGAUGGUGUAUAUAAGUCUCCUGUCACCAUUCACAGAUAAUAAUGAAGCAAAAAAAUGUGAACAAUUUCCACCAAUGUUUGGAAAUAAAUGUGAAUUUAGAUGCCACUGCUCUAAUUCAAGCGAAGUUUGUGAUAAAAAUUUCGGGAUUUGUCAAAGUGGGUGCAUUGAUGGAUGGCAGGGGAACAAUUGCCAGAUAAUUACUUCUGUAUUUGAUAAGUCAGCCAUCUUCGCCGAUUUACCUUCUACACACUUAGUUCAAUGCACUAUUAACAAACUUUGGUACAACUGGAGUAGCGUGUAUCUGACUGUCUACAACACAACAGAGACAAACAUUCUUAUCAAUGUGUCUCAAGGUGGCGAGAUCUCGGCAUCAGACGAGAGGUUGAACGCUACGUUAAGCAGAGCAACUGGGACUGAGGCAGAUAAUGUUACAUUUAAAUUUCUCUUUGGGGAAGACGACUGUGACUUGGCGGGAAUGUAUAGGUGCCAGUUUGAUAUGCUGGGAAACUUCAAUACAUCGUAUGCCAAUUUGUCCAUUUCUGUACAAGGAAAGUCCUCAAAUCUUCAGAUAUCGACAAAAAACGUAUACUUUAAAGGAUCUACAGACAGCAUAAACUGCACUCUACAACUAGCAGAUUCCAAUGCAGAUGUCAUUCUUACCUUUAUGGAUAAAGAUAAUAAUACUUUGAGUUCGACAACUGCUGAUGAACAAAUUGUAUACCCUGAAGCGAAAUGCACCAACCUGACAACGUUUAUUUACAACUUUAACGCCACACAAGAGCUGAAUCAAUCGAGGGCUAAGUGUACUUUGCGAAGUGAAGCAAAUGGAAUUGUUUUGGAAUCCAACGACUCAGUUAUCAAUAUUGUUUCUAGAUCUGUUUCUGUGGUUGCUGUGAUGGAACCUAAAAGCCUUGAAAUUGUGGCUGGAAAAACGGGUGAAUUGAAUUGCUUUGUCAAUGUGAGUAGCUAUCAAUGGACGGCCAUUCAUUUAGACUUUCAAAACGAAUCCCUCACUCGAAGAAUUGUCACAGUGAAUAACAACACAAUAAUUUCUUAUCAUGACCAAGUGAACGCAUCUUCGAGCAUAGAUUCCGAAUAUGUGAAUGUUACUUUCAUCUUCAAUCCACUAACGUCGACGGAUGGUUGUUCUCUCUCUGGUAGCUACACGUGCUUAAUAGAUUUGGUGGAUAUAUAUAUUGCAACUGAAAGCAAUAAUACUGCAGUCAUUUUCACAGCGCUGCCUUCUGAUGUUGAGAUGUACUUGAAUCCAUUGUAUGUGUAUGGAAAUGAAGAUACGGUAAACUGUUCAGCUAAUUUCGCCAUUCGGCCAACGUCGGAAUUAUUGUUGGAGGUUUGUCUGAACACGUCUAAUUUCAUAGCGAUCGAAAAUUAUACGACAACAAAACAGCUGUUACAACAAAGACAGUUAAAGGAUGGAAACUGCACACAGGGAAUGUAUCUGACCAACAGUAUUGUUUUUAAUCAUGACAUGAAUGUGUCAGUGCGAUGUAAGGCCACCGAUUCUUACUUAAACACCACAAUAGUUACUGACUGUAUUAAGCCGAACAUCUCAACGGUUUCCGUGGUUGCUGUGAUGGAACCUAAAAGCCUUGAAAUUGUGGCUGGAAAAACGGGUGAAUUGACUUGCUUUGUCAAUAUGAGUAGCUAUCAAUGGACGGCCAUUCAUUUGGACUUUCAAAACGAAUCCCUCACACGAAGAAUUGUAACAGUGAAUAACAACACGAUAAUUUCUUAUCAUGACCAAGUGAACGCAUCUUCGAGCAUAGAUUCCGCAUAUGUGAAUGUUACUUUCAUCUUGAAUCCACUGACGUCGACGGAUGGUUGUUCUCUCUCUGGUAGCUACACGUGCUUAAUAGAUUUGGUGGACAAAUAUAUUGCAACUGAAAGCGAUAGUAGUGCUGUCAUUUUCACAGUGCUGCCUUCUGAUGUUGAGAUGUACUUGAAUCCAUCGUAUGUGUAUGGAAAUGAAGAUACGGUAAACUGUUCAGCUAAUUUCGCCAUUCGGCCAACGUCGGAAUUAUUGUUGGAGGUUUGUCUGAACACGUCUAAUUUCAUAGCGAUCGAAAAUUAUACAACAAAACAGCUGUUACAACAAAGACAGUUAGAGGAUGGAAACUGCACACAGGGAAUGUAUCUGACCAACAGUAUUGUUUUUAAUCAUGACAUGAAUGUGUCAGUGCGAUGUAAGGCCACCGAUUCUUACUUAAACACCACAAUAGUUACUGACUGUAUUAAGCCGAACAUCUCAACGGUUUCCGUGGUUGCUGUGAUGGAACCUAAAAGCCUUGAAAUUGUGGCUGGAAAAACGGGUGAAUUGACUUGCUUUGUCAAUAUGAGUAGCUAUCAAUGGACGGCCAUUCAUUUGGACUUUCAAAACGAAUCCCUCACACGAAGAAUUGUAACAGUGAAUAACAACACGAUAAUUUCUUAUCAUGACCAAGUGAACGCAUCUUCGAGCAUAGAUUCCGCAUAUGUGAAUGUUACUUUCAUCUUGAAUCCACUGACGUCGACGGAUGGUUGUUCUCUCUCUGGUAGCUACACGUGCUUAAUAGAUUUGGUGGACAAAUAUAUUGCAACUGAAAGCGAUAGUAGUGCUGUCAUUUUCACAGUGCUGCCUUCUGAUGUUGAGAUGUACUUGAAUCCAUCGUAUGUGUAUGGAAAUGAAGAUACGGUAAACUGUUCAGCUAAUUUCGCCAUUCGGCCAACGUCGGAAUUAUUGUUGGAGGUUUGUCUGAACACGUCUAAUUUCAUAGCGAUCGAAAAUUAUACGACAACAAAACAGCUGUUACAACAAAGACAGUUAGAGGAUGGAAACUGCACACAGGGAAUGUAUCUGACCAACAGUAUUGUUUUUAAUCAUGACAUGAAUGUGUCAGUGCGAUGUAAGGCCACCGAUUCUUACUUAAACACCACAAUAGUUACUGACUGUAUUAAGCCGAACAUCUCAACGGUUUCCGUGGUUGCUGUGAUGGAACCUAAAAGCCUUGAAAUUGUGGCUGGAAAAACGGGUGAAUUGACUUGCUUUGUCAAUAUGAGUAGCUAUCAAUGGACGGCCAUUCAUUUGGACUUUCAAAACGAAUCCCUCACACGAAGAAUUGUAACAGUGAAUAACAACACGAUAAUUUCUUAUCAUGACCAAGUGAACGCAUCUUCGAGCAUAGAUUCCGCAUAUGUGAAUGUUACUUUCAUCUUGAAUCCACUGACGUCGACGGAUGGUUGUUCUCUCUCUGGUAGCUACACGUGCUUAAUAGAUUUGGUGGACAAAUAUAUUGCAACUGAAAGCAAUAGUAGUGCUGUCAUUUUCACAGUGCUGCCUUCUGAUGUUGAGAUGUACUUGAAUCCAUCGUAUGUGUAUGGAAAUGAAGAUACGGUAAACUGUUCAGCUAAUUUCGCCAUUCGGCCAACGUCGGAAUUAUUGUUGGAGGUUUGUCUGAACACGUCUAAUUUCAUAGCGAUCGAAAAUUAUACGACAACAAAACAGCUGUUACAACAAAGACAGUUAGAGGAUGGAAACUGCACACAGGGAAUGUAUCUGACCAACAGUAUUGUUUUUAAUCAUGACAUGAAUGUGUCAGUGCGAUGUAAGGCCACCGAUUCUUACUUAAACACCACAAUAGUUACUGACUGUAUUAAGCCGAACAUCUCAACGGUUUCCGUGGUUGCUGUGAUGGAACCUAAAAGCCUUGAAAUUGUGGCUGGAAAAACGGGUGAAUUGACUUGCUUUGUCAAUAUGAGUAGCUAUCAAUGGACGGCCAUUCAUUUGGACUUUCAAAACGAAUCCCUCACACGAAGAAUUGUAACAGUGAAUAACAACACGAUAAUUUCUUAUCAUGACCAAGUGAACGCAUCUUCGAGCAUAGAUUCCGCAUAUGUGAAUGUUACUUUCACCUUGAAUCCACUGACGUCGACGGAUGGUUGUUCUCUCUCUGGUAGCUACACGUGCUUAAUAGAUUUGGUGGACAAAUAUAUUGCAACUGAAAGCAAUAGUAGUGCUGUCAUUUUCACAGCGCUGCCUUCUGAUGUUGAGAUGUACUUGAAUCCAUCGUAUGUGUAUGGAAAUGAAGAUACGGUAAACUGUUCAGCUAAUUUCGCCAUUCGGCCAACGUCGGAAUUAUUGUUGGAGGUUUGUCUGAACACGUCUAAUUUCAUAGCGAUCGAAAAUUAUACGACAACAAAACAGCUGUUACAACAAAGACAGUUAGAGGAUGGAAACUGCACACAGGGAAUGUAUCUGACCAACAGUAUUGUUUUUAAUCAUGACAUGAAUGUGUCAGUGCGAUGUAAGGCCACCGAUUCUUACUUAAACACCACAAUAGUUACUGACUGUAUUAAGCCGAACAUCUCAACGGUUUCGGUGGUUGCUGUGAUGGAACCUAAAAGCCUUGAAAUUGUGACCGAAAAAACGGGUGAAUUGACUUGCUUUGUCAAUGUGAGUAGCUAUCAAUGGACGGCCAUUCAUUUAGACUUUCAAAACGAAUCCCUCACUCGAAGAAUUGUAACAGUGAAUAACAACACGAUAAUUUCUGAUGAUGACCAAGUGAACGCAUCUUCGAGCAUAGAUUCCGCAUAUGUGAAUGUUACUUUCAUCUUGAAUCCACUGACGUCGGCGGAUGGUUGUUCUCUCUCUGGUAGCUACACGUGCUUAAUAGAUUUGGUGGACAAACAUAUUGCAACUGAAAGCGAUAGUAGUGCUGUCACUUUCACAGUUGUCCUUAAAGCCUGAUGAGUUGAUAUCCUUAAAUCCUCACAACAUCAGGGGUCCUGAGUCCACUCGUGGCCAUGAGAUUCAGCACUAAUGAAGUUGGGAGGAGUAUGUCCGUAAUGAGAUUUCCAACGCCAUCGAGAGUAAGAUAACUGUCUAGAUAGUCAAGCGGUCUAGCGUGCUGCUAGAAAGAUUUCCCAGGUCGUAGGUUCCUUUCCGGGUUGGGGAGUGAGAGAGUGUCCAAUGAGAAUUUAUUUCUUCACGUAGUGCAGCUAUAUUGAUUUAGGGCAUAAUACAAUAUGUGUGUUUUUGAAUUAUUUCAACUGCAAUAAAUAGGUUGUCUUGUUUAAUAAUUCUACUUAAACUUAACGUUAUAAUAGAUAUACUCCAUUUCCUUUCUCGAUGACCAUGAAGUGUGUGACCAUUUGGUAAACAUGUGUCAUUGUAAGCAAGUUUAACAAGGUGGUUAGAAGACCAAUCGGAAUUAGCGCUUUUUGAAUAUGCUGCUAGAAGUUUAAGGUGGCUCACUUCACCCACAAAUAGUUUCUUAAAUCCGUCAGAAUUGAUUUAAUUAUAAAAGAUAUGAUGAUAUACAAUAAUUAUAUAUGCCAAAAAGGCAAAAACGUAUACUAAUUUGGAUAAAAACAUGAUUUUCAAAAACAAAAUUCAACACAUGAAAGUUGAAGAUAACGAACAGCGAUCAAUCUCAUAGCUCCUAUAAGCAAUACAAAAUUGGUACCGUAUAAGUUUUACAUAGUUGGGCAAACACGGACCCCUGGAUAACCAGAGGUUGGAUCAGGUGUCUAGGAGGAGUAAGAAUCCCCUGUCAACCGGUCACACCCGCCGUGAGCCCUAUAUCCUGAUCAGGUAAACGGAGUUAUCAGUAGUCAAAAUCAGUGUGCCAAGAACGGCCUAACUAUCGAUAUGAAACAUGUCAGACAGCAUUUGACCCAAUGAUAGGUUGUAUUGACGAACUAAAGGGUGUUAAGAAAGUUCGUUCCAUGAUUCACAUCAUGCCUAAACUUAUUUAUAAACAACUCAUAUACACGUUUGUAUGUUUUUAAUAACCAGACAGUCCACCUUUGUUUUUCAAUACCUUUUUAAUUCUGUUUGGCAUUGAAUGAAUUAAAGAAAUCAAAUGUUUCUGAGUUAUCUCCCUCCAUGUACGUUGAAGUCGGCGGCGUAAUUGGCUCAUUGUUGUUGGGCACGGAUCUUUGUAGGCCUCGCUGUUCAGAAUGCUCCAAAGAUUUUCUAUACAAUUUAGGUCUGGGGAAUUGCCUGGCCAUUCUUCUUUCGAAAUAAAGUUUGGUAAAUUAUUUUCACACCAAUUUUGUGUUAGGAGGGCAGUGUGAGGUGUCGCUCCAUCUUGAACAAACGUAGCAUGUCCUGGAUAUUGAACCAACUUUCGUUCGUCAAUCCUACCACUAUUUUUCUGUCGAAUCAGAGCAGGUUUUAGUUCUUUUUGAAGAAUUUUCUUCACAUAAUAGUCAGCAUUAAUAGUUUUGCUGGCUGGAACAAUGUGAAGUUUGGACAAACCCUGAACUCCCAUCGCACCCCAUAUCAUGACUUUAGCGCUUGACUUGACACAGCUUACGUCUGGAACCUCAUCUGACUGGGACCCCCAUACAACAUCGUCCUGUCGCUUCGGAACAUGAAACAAAUAUAUUGUAGAUUCAUCACUAAAGAUGUAGUUCUCCCAGUCUUCAGCCGUCAAAUGCUUGUGAUCACGAGCAAAUUUCAAUCUCUUUUGCCUCUGUUUUUUUGUCUGUAGUUGAUAUCUCGAUCUUUUAAAUGCCUUCCAUUUUUUAACUUUUCGCAAAUAAUUAUAAACAGUUACAUGACUUACAUUAAAGCCUGAGUUCUUAAGUUCCUUGCUGCAUUUUCUUGUUGAUUUUCCUCUUUUGUAUUUUAUGUUCUCCACUUUUUUCUUUACUACCCCACUAUUUUCGAUGGCCGACCGGAUCUCGGUUGAUCUGUUAGUUGUUUAUUUUGCUCUCGCCUUCGUCUCCACUUUGUUACCCAUCGCUCACUUUUACAUAGCUGCUUAGCCACAUCCUUCACACUUAAUCCUGCAUCUAAUAAAGCCAAAGCUUGAGCUCGUUCAUUAAUUGUAUCAACACUUGUACAGGACGUCUGCUUUUUCAACGAACUCGGCAUAUUUAUUUCAUGACGUAAUAGACAUUAUGUUUACAUCACUCCAUAGUAACACGAGAGAGUGCACAUAGGGAAGGAUAACUAUCGAUAUAAUGGAAAAAAAAUUCUAAAGUGUUACCAGUAAAAAUUUGAAACAAAAAUAUUUAGUUUUUCUAUUUAAUUUUUUAAAUUUACAAACGGAACGAAUUUUCUUAACACCCUUUAGAUCGUUAUAACGAUCAUAGAAUUUGCGAAAUGCUGACUUCAAUCGAGACUGUUGGAACCCCUCUACCAUCAACUUGUUUGUCAGUAGCUUGCCUCGAUUUAAAAACUGACUAUACGCAAAACAAGCUCUUGCGUAUCGAAUCUGUAGAGAGAAAUAACUGAAUAUGAAUAAAAGACUGUAGGGAAUUUGAACUCGAGAUAUGUGGUUCACCAGCCCAAUGCUUUACCCACUGAGCUACAAUGAUAGACAAACAAACCGAUCGAUACAAAUGAUUUCACAAAACAUUUAAAUCGCCAUCUGUUGACGUGGUGUCAUACAGAGUAUAAGCUUUAGUGUAGUGAGCUCCCUUAAAUGCUGCAGGUCGUGAUUUCAACCUCGGUCCAAGGCGAAAGUUGUUAUUUAUAUAAAGUUAAAUUUUAUGUGAUUUAUAUAAAGACAUACAUUGAUUACAGAUCCAUGACAAUAAAUUCUACAUACUACUAUUUGUAACUCAUUAAACUCUAUAAGGUUUAUCUGAAAGAUAAUACAUUUACAGUUACGGUGCAUGAACCACUUAAAACGUCUUGAAAAUAAUGUACUAUGCGAUAAUGGGUAUUCCUUGCAAUUA